AUGGAUCUUCCAAACUUUACAACAGUGAAUGAAUUUAUUAUCACAGGGUUUCCCAAUCUGCAGAAGAACAGAGAACCUAUCUUUGUGUUAGUGUUGAUUGUCUACAUAUUGACAGUGACUGCAAAUAUGGUUAUAAUCUUUAUCAUCAGACAUAAACCUUCUCUCCAUACCCCCAUGUAUUUUUUCCUUGGUAACUUCUCCCUGCUGGAAAUCUGUUUUACCUCAGUCACAGUCCCAACAAUGCUGGCUAACCUUAUUAAAGAAAGGAAUGUUAUAUCUUUCACUAACUGUCUUGUCCAAAUAUAUUUUUUCCAUGGUUUAGGUGGAGUUGAGUGUCUUCUUUUGUCUGCUAUGGCAUAUGAUAGGUAUGUGGCUAUACGUUCUCCUCUAAGGUACAGUGUCAUUAUGAAUAGUUUUGUCUAUUGUCAACUUGCUGCCUGGUCAUGGAUCAUUGGUUUGUCUUUACCAUUAAUACCAGUCAUUCUCAUAUCUCAGCUCAAUUAUUGUGGGAACAAUGUGGUAGGCCAUUUUUUCUGUGACAUCUUGCCAUUGCUCAGACUGGUUUGUAAUAGAACCCAACUCAAUGAAAUGCUGAGCUUCUUCAUCUGUUCCUUCCUUCUUGUCGGCUCAUUCACAAUAACUUUGAUUUCUUAUGCUGCUAUUCUGGCCAUUGUUCUGGGCAUCCGUUCAUCAGAUGGUCGUAAAAAGGCUUUCUCUACUUUUGCCUCUCACUUGACAGUAGUUGGCAUCUUCUAUGGAACUAUGAUGUUCAUAUACAUCAGGCCCACCCGAAACCUCUCUUUCAAUAUGGACCAGCUGGUGGCUGUGUUCUAUUGCCUUGUUACUCCACUCCUGAAUCCCAUCAUAUAUAGUCUCAGGAACAAGGAGGUAAAACAGGCUCUUAAAACAGUUAUCUGUAGAAAAUUAAUGAACAGAGGUGACAUGUGA
This is a messenger RNA of Pogona vitticeps (central bearded dragon), 948 nucleotides long. NCBI's taxonomy places the organism in Eukaryota, Metazoa, Chordata, Lepidosauria, Squamata, Agamidae. The record is from RefSeq and is a predicted model, not a curated record.